Molecule: messenger RNA, 916 nt
Organism: Nannospalax galili (Upper Galilee mountains blind mole rat)
Lineage: Eukaryota; Metazoa; Chordata; Mammalia; Rodentia; Spalacidae
Gene: Mrpl20
Product: mitochondrial ribosomal protein L20
Exons: 3
Coding region: 352-723 (123 amino acids)
Biological process (GO): ribosomal large subunit assembly; translation
Cellular component (GO): ribosome
Molecular function (GO): structural constituent of ribosome; rRNA binding
Source: RefSeq, a predicted model, not a curated record
UACCUCCGGUGUUCUGAGUCGCUACCGGCUUCUCCAGGACGUACCGGCACCAGCUCCCUCCAGGAGCCGGCGUGCUCCUAAUCCGUCAGCUGCUCGAGAGAGGACCACGCCGGGCUCGGUAGUCUUGCCGGGGGCGGGUUUCCGUCCCUUGGCCCCGUGGGUCUACUUCACGGCCACUCCGCCACACGGUCCCUAGAGUCCACGCCCAGCUCCACCCAUCCAGUCGGCUCCGCCCGUUCCACGCGCACCGCCGGCCACAGGCGGAAGUCGGGCCGCCCCGGAAGGCUGCAGGCACCUCGGUGGGCGCCGACCCGGAAGCGCUUGGGGCGGUCUCUCGGAGCCCGCAGCGCCAUGGUCUUCCUUACUACGCGCCUCUGGCUGAGGAACCGCCUGACAGACCGCUACUGGAGGGUGCAGGAGGUGCUGAAACAUGCCGGGCACUUCCGGGGGAGGAAGAACCGCUGCUACCGGCUGGCGGUCAGGGCAGUUACCAGAGCCUUCGUUAAGUGCACGCAGGCACGCAGGCUGAAGAAGCGCAACCUGAGGACUUGCCAGGUGGAGCUCAACAGGAAAGUUCUCGCAGACCUGGCUAUCUAUGAACCAAAGACUUUUAAAUCUUUGGCUGCUCUGGCCAAGAGGAGGCAGCAAGAAGGAUUUGCUGCAGCCUUGGGAGAUGGAAAGGAGCCCAAAGGAAUCUUUUCCAGAGUGGUGCAGUACCACUGAGGGCUUCAGUGCUUUGGAAGCAAUUAUCAUAAAUAAGAUAGGAGCAAAAGGAUUGUCUAGUCACCAGUAAGCCUGGUUUGUAUUUAUUUACAUUUCAACAAUAAGCCUGAGAGAAUUAGGUCUUUUCUCAGUAGCACAGCCCAAGAUAUGUCCUUUAUGGGUAUUGUACAAAUAAAGCCUUUUUAGUGUUCAA